CCGUCAACGGUUUGCCUUCCGUCGCGUCUUUUCUCCUCCUGCCUGCUCCUACAAUGUUUCGGACACUCGCCACGGCGUCGUUGAGGCCUUCUCUGCAUACCUCUUUGCGUCCUGCUGCUUCGGCGCGCCCUGCUCGUCUUCGCGCUGUGCUGGGGGCCUCUGCAGUGGCGACAUCUUAUUUCAUCUGGAAUGCCUGGUAUGGGCAGGGUAUAGCGUUGGACGCGCCCGCUUCUUCGUCCAAGCAGGUUUCACUAACACCCAAGUCUUCCACCUCGCCUGAAGCAAUCUCCCGCUCACCCUCCACAGCCCCUGAGCACGAGCCGUCAAUACCUCCGAAUUCACCUUCCCCAAGCGGAGCGACCCCGCAUAAGGAGCAGCCGCCAACUGAGGGCGAGACGGAGGAGAGUUCCGGCUCCGGCCAGGGGGGCGCGUUCAACCCCGAGACGGGUGAGAUUAACUGGGACUGCCCGUGUCUGGGCGGGAUGGCGCACGGGCCGUGUGGGCUUCAGUUCCGCGAGGCGUUCUCGUGCUUCGUGUUCUCUGAGGCGGAGCCCAAGGGCAUCGACUGCGUGGAGAAGUUCAAGGCCAUGCAGGAGUGCUUCAGGGAGCAUCCUGAUGUGUAUGGUGAGGACAUCAUGGCCGACGACGAGGACGAGGAAGGGUUCUCCCAGGACACACCGUCCUCCCCUGACGUUGCUGACGGGGCGAAGGUGUCGACGGACGAAUCUUCGGAGCGUUCAGGACUUGCCUCUCACCCCGCGGCGGAGCAGAAGAGCAGUCCCCGAAGCGCUGCUUCACACUAGAUGUCCGACAUAAAAGUACCCAUCUUCCAUAUUGUCAUUAAUACCUUAUCACAUCGUAGACUACACCACUCGCUACAUUCCUCCGCCCGGCUCAUUGCCUCCGACCACAAUUGUUCCCAUCGGUCUACGAAGGGUAUCUUCUGAAGCAGACCUACGGUUUAUCACAAGUACGUGAGGGCUGCAAUGCAGGUGCUCCGCGACUGGACGAACUACAAACCGAUGAUGGUCUGCCUCUUCGUCACCGCGCCGAGACGCCGCGGCCCAGUGGGACGAGAGCGCUGCGCGGGUCCCGGCCUGCUUGCUCUUAGGGUCUCUCCUCCGCUAUGAACAGCCUUCUUGACAUCUGGUAUGCGCCUACCACAUCAGCUAUUGCAGCAGGUUCAGUUGGGUCAGUCGGAAUGUCUAUAUGACGUUGCUAGCGUUCAGUUGCGAGAUUUGCGAACGUAGACACCUCGUGUCAACAGCACUAGAAGCUG
Dichomitus squalens LYAD-421 SS1 is the source of this 1279-nucleotide messenger RNA. RefSeq lists its product as uncharacterized. Bases 54 to 803 code for a protein of 249 amino acids. NCBI's taxonomy places the organism in Eukaryota, Fungi, Basidiomycota, Agaricomycetes, Polyporales, Polyporaceae. The transcript has 4 exons. Gene Ontology annotation, biological process: protein import into mitochondrial intermembrane space. Gene Ontology annotation, cellular component: mitochondrial intermembrane space. Gene Ontology annotation, molecular function: protein-disulfide reductase activity. The record is from RefSeq and is a predicted model, not a curated record.